This is a messenger RNA of Orbicella faveolata, 622 nucleotides long. RefSeq lists its product as uncharacterized. The record is from RefSeq and is a predicted model, not a curated record. Lineage: Eukaryota; Metazoa; Cnidaria; Anthozoa; Scleractinia; Merulinidae.
GUGUUUUCUAAAAGCACAGAUAAGAGGCGUCAACAUGAAGACAAUACUAGCUUUGCUGUUUGUCGCUGCGGUGGCCGCGUAUACCCAGGCGCAGGAGUUGGAAUACCAUCCCCAAGCCAUCAUGCAUUAUCUGGAGAUGGAAGAUCGUGAAAUGGCAAACAAGGUUCGCGGUGUUCUCAAAAUGAACGACGCGGAGCCUAAACCCAAACUACCCACUGGAAUUCCACCGAAAUUCAAAAUCUGCAUAGGACUGGCGAUCAUAUGUCACAAGAAAGCUAAAGACGAUGCUUGUAAGCAUCUGAAGUGCAUCAAAUUAACUGGCAAGUGUUUAAAGAAAGCUGGUCUGACGAUCGAGGACCUACCCGAGAAUAUGAAAAAAUGCCUGCCGAUCAUUCCUUGUUGUUUGUUGGGUAGCGAGUCAUGUGCGGAGAAGCUGUGCUGCUUCGUGAGGUAUGGAGAAUGCUUGAAGAAACUUGGAGACAAGGAAGAGUAACUUUCUCCACCGACCCUGAAACCAAAAAAACGUCAUAACGCCUGCACGAUAACCGACAGUAGUUUUGUAUCGAUAUCAAGUUGUCAUGAGUGAACAAAUGUUGCAUUAAAAGAGCCUGAUUGUUAUAAA